Diospyros lotus (date-plum) is the source of this 797-nucleotide messenger RNA. Its product is annotated as DNA-directed RNA polymerases II, IV and V subunit 11. The record is from RefSeq and is a predicted model, not a curated record. Gene Ontology annotation, biological process: transcription by RNA polymerase II. Bases 104 to 454 code for a protein of 116 amino acids. NCBI's taxonomy places the organism in Eukaryota, Viridiplantae, Streptophyta, Magnoliopsida, Ericales, Ebenaceae. Gene Ontology annotation, cellular component: RNA polymerase II, core complex. The transcript is spliced from 5 exons. Gene Ontology annotation, molecular function: protein dimerization activity; DNA binding.
GGGCUAUGUGUAAUUCCCUUGAAACUGGUUACCCAAUUUGCUCAAAAUCGCACUAUUUGUUCUUCAUCUUCAGUUUGGGAGGAAUCCAGGGUGAUUGAACACGAUGAACGCGCCGGACCGUUACGAGCGAUUUGUUGUUCCCGAGGGGACCAAGAAGGUUUCAUAUGAACGAGACACGAAGAUCAUAAAUGCAGCCUCGUUCACGAUCGAGCGAGAGGACCACACAAUCGGCAACAUCCUUCGCAUGCAAUUGCACAGGGAUGAUAAUGUGCUCUUUGCUGGCUACAAGCUUCCUCACCCUCUUCAGUACAAAAUCAUUGUUAGGAUUCAUACAACUAGCCAGUCUUCACCGAUGCAGGCAUAUAAUCAAGCUAUCAAUGAUCUGGACAAGGAACUUGAUUAUCUGAAGAAUGCUUUGGAGACUGAGCUAGCAGAGCAUUCCAGGAGCUACUGACCUGCAAAUGCAGGGGCAAUGCUUAUGUUGGCAGUAAAAUUUGGGCAGAUGACAGUGCAGUGGUGCUUGCGCGCGCGUGAGUUUAUGACCCUAUUGGUGCUGCAGUGAACUCGUAGGAUUUUCGGACCAUCCUUUUUUGGGUUGGCAACUGUAAAUUCAUAUGUUAGUGCUUUAUUUACCAGCUUAUAUGAAGCUCCUGCAUCCUUACUUUGCUGAACAUCGAACUCUGUCGAGUUGAGGUAAAUUAGGGUAAACUGAAGAAUCAGAGAGAAUUUGGGUAACUCCCAAUUCCCUAAUGCAGAAUUUAUAUACAUGGCAAUGAGCAAGUGGGCAUUGUAUUUCA